Electrophorus electricus (electric eel) is the source of this 1701-nucleotide messenger RNA. Lineage: Eukaryota; Metazoa; Chordata; Actinopteri; Gymnotiformes; Gymnotidae. The record is from RefSeq and is a predicted model, not a curated record.
AGGACAAUAGUGACCGACGGAGAGGCCUACAUCUAAGUACCACCGCCAAAAACUUAUUCGUUUGAGAGUUGUUUUUUUUUGUUUUUGUUUAAGAUGUCAAACGCCAAUCUGUAUUCCUGCAAACUGCCAGUUGGCAUCGAGUAUUUUUAUUUUGUUUUCCCCCGUGGUUUUGCCAGAUGGUGCAUUACGCUAAACUAAGAGUGCGAACGUAACGGUUAAAUGCGCUCUCGCACGCAGCUCAGGGAAAUCGGCGAUUAAAAUCGUUUUCCGAUGACCAUGGAUUGGUUUCACUGUAACAACUGUUUCUUGAGACAAGGGAAAAACUUUGUAGUGUCGAACUGUGGCCAUGUAUUUUGCGAGAGUUGCGUCAAGCCAGGUAGCUGCUCUGUGUGUCGAGCCACCUGCAACCAUUUGCCGCUUUCUCACCAGAUGAAACCCCAGGAGCGGAUGUUCUUCACAGACCCAGUGAACCUCAUUCACAGUCGUCUGGAGCACAUCACACAGAUUGCGUUGUUCCAGAAUAAGCAGAAAGAGAGGGUCAUGGCAUACCACAAACACUCACGUAUGGAAACGGAAAGAAGGCUGGAGGAAGUCCGUGAUCAGUUGUCCAGGCAGGUUUUAGAACUGAAGAAGGAGAACACUGAACUCAAGAAGCCACUUUCCCAGAGGAGGCCAUCACCUGGGAAAUGUAAUGCCAAUAGCGCGAUUCCAAGGAUGACUCUGCCAGUGGCUGUCACAUCACCAGUCACUCCUCGCUCCAGGGCUGUAAGUCUUUCAUACUCUGCUGAUACUAUGGAGAGGUUUCGACAAUCCCGAUCCAGCUUGAUGACUCCACCAGGUUCAGCCACCCCAGUGUCAUCCGCAGGGUCGUUGCACGAACAUGGAUUUAGGACACCCAGCUCUGUUAACACACCCCUGAGGUCAGACCACAUAACCCCAAACAUUUUCCAGUUCCAGCUUCUGCCUGGGAGAAUGCUUCACUCGCCCCAGCCAUGGAAUGUGCAGUAGUUAAAUAUCUAAGACAUGUAAUAACGGUGACUGGCAGUAGUACCCACAGCUAUGGAUGACAUGACCAUUAGCAAAACAAUCACAUUUAUGGUACCUCUUGUUUUCUUUUCUUGGGAAAUUGCAUAAUUAGAUAGUGGUUGCUUAGUCAAGUUUGGUUUCUGGAGGUGAUUCUGAAACUGAGCUAGGUGUUUAGGCUCAGUAACUCUGAGAGACCUGAAUGAUAUCUGGAACAUUUUUGACCUGUGGGCUUUUUGUUACUAGUCUUUUUUCAGUUUUUAUCAGUCUUUUCAGCUACUAGUUUGGUAAUAUCCUUGAGUUUGUUAUAUUGAACAGUUUCUGUUGACUCAGGAGUUCUGCAUGAGUCUGGUUUCACCUUUCUUUUAAUCACCCCACAUUAACUAUUUGAAUUCCACAAAAAUGCAGUUAUUUUCAUUACAGUUCACUUUAUUUGAGAUAUUUAUGUAUUCAGUUUAUUUCUUACACAAAAAGCAAAUACCUGCCUUUCCAUUUUAAGACAGACAAGAACUACUAUAAAAAUUUGUGGACAACUCCUUUCAAUUAACUAGUCCUGGGUAGGAUGUCUUCUAAUUUAAUUCAUUAUAAAGUCAAUUACAAAGUUGUUUUCUCCAGUUUGUUACAAAAUAUAUCUAAACAUACAAAAGGUAAAGUAUCAGAGUGUACAUUUAACCUCCA